AUGGUGAAGGUGGAAAACGAUAAUGAAGGAUAUGUGUCGUAUUUGGUAGAGAACAACUUGAAGGGCAAGCGUUCUGGUUUGUUAGACAGUGACUUUCAGCAGGAGGAUUGGGUUCAGACUCCAUCCAAGAUUACGGGGGUGGUUCGAUCUCUUGAUGAGGCUUUUACAGGGCAAGGUUUGAUAGGGGUGGAUAGUGUGUUGGACUGCUUUUCGGCGUAA
Messenger RNA from Prunus armeniaca (apricot), 219 nucleotides. The record is from the annotation of a GenBank genome assembly. Lineage: Eukaryota; Viridiplantae; Streptophyta; Magnoliopsida; Rosales; Rosaceae.